This is a messenger RNA of Lytechinus variegatus (green sea urchin), 6052 nucleotides long. RefSeq names its product pantothenate kinase 3-like. Gene Ontology annotation, cellular component: nucleus; cytosol. Gene Ontology annotation, biological process: coenzyme A biosynthetic process. Lineage: Eukaryota; Metazoa; Echinodermata; Echinoidea; Temnopleuroida; Toxopneustidae. The record is from RefSeq and is a predicted model, not a curated record. The transcript is spliced from 8 exons. The coding region runs from base 254 to 1603 and encodes 449 amino acids. Gene Ontology annotation, molecular function: ATP binding; pantothenate kinase activity.
GAAUAAUUAUCGUAAACAAUUUGUUUGGCUGCAAAGUGAUCGUGAGCGAAGGAGUCACGAGAAUCUCCGAUUAUUGCUUUGGUCGACAGUGAAGGAAAAUCUUUGUUUUCAGGGAAUUCUACAGAUCUAUUUUACGAUUGAACUGUGCCCUGUGUGCGCAAACACUGCUGGUUGGCCCGGUCUCCGCCUACAAGCAACCUGCACGCAGAUAUCAAGCCCGGUAUCAGCAAAGAUUUGAGCUAGGGAUCAGAGUAUGUCUGGUGUAGAGGAGGAGAAGAAGGAUACUGCCUGUCUGAUUGAGAGAAUGGCAGAAGCAUUGGAACAGCAGGCAGAGGCCGAGUUGGGCCAGAAAGAGGCAAAAGUACCCCCUAUGCCAUGGUGCGGAGUGGACAUCGGUGGUACCUUGGUGAAACUUGUUUACUUUGAACCGACCGACAUAGAGAACUCAAACACUCCGACUGAUGCAAGCGUAGAGCCAGGAACCCUAGAUAAAAUCCAGCGCUACCUGACGUCGACGGUGGCUUACGGAGAGACCGGUGUACGGGAUGCCCACUUGCAGAUUGAGAAUGUACCAGUGCUAGGCCAUCAUGGGACAAUACAUUUUAUACGUUUCCCAACGUACAACAUGUCUCAGUUUUUGGACCUUGUUAAAGACAAGAAUCUUUCUAGUGUGUCAAAUACUCUCCAUGCAACAGGGGGCGGGGCUUAUAAAUUUGAAAGAGAUAUCUUAGAGACUGUCAAUAUGCAACUAAUGAAAGCUGAUGAAUUCAAUUGCCUAAUACGAGGGAUCCACUUCAUUGACCGAUUACUUCCCAAUGAAUGCUACUACUGGAACCAUCCCGAUCCCUUAGACAAUGAGGCCAGUGAGAAGGUCCCUUAUGAUUUUAAGAACCCGUACCCAUAUCUGGUGGUCAAUGUUGGGUCAGGGGUCAGCAUGCUGGCCGUCCGUUCGCAUAAUGACUUUGAAAGAGUCACAGGAACAAGUCUUGGUGGAGGUACUUUCCUAGGUCUAUGUUGCUUACUAACUGGUUGUGAAUCAUUUGAAGAGGCUCUUGAUAUGGCUGCUAAAGGAGAUAACACUAAAGCAGACAAACUAGUUAGAGACAUCUAUGGAGGUGAUUAUGAAAGAUUUGGUCUUCCUGGAUCCACAAUCGCCAGCAGUUUUGGUAAUAUGCAUAUCAAAGAGAAGAGGGAGGAUGCAUGCAAGUGUGACUUAGCAAGAGCAACUCUAGUAACUAUUACUAAUAAUAUUGGGUCUAUAGCAAUGAUGGCUGCUAUGAGAGAGGGUAUAGAACGAAUAGUGUUUGCUGGAAACUUCCUUCGGACCAACUCAAUUGCACAGAAAAUGUUAGCCUAUGCUAUGGAGUAUUGGACCAAAGGAACAAAGAAGGCUCUUUUCUUGCAACACGAGGGCUAUUUUGGUGCUGUUGGUGCUUUCUUAGAGAAUGUUGGCUACACGGACGAUAGGAGUCCUAGUCCUGACAUGGAACGCAAACAGACCAAGACCCCUGUUAUCUCAGAGUCAACCAGCAAGGAGCAGCUAGCCAAUGGCAGUGCAGAGAACCAUAUAGAAGCAAGCACAGCAGAGGACGUCUCUCUUUGACCUUUGACCCUGUGACCUGAGAUCAGUGACCUUCGUGUAAUUCCAGUAUGAAAUCAGGGAUAUUUAGCGCCUGAGCUGAUGUUUUUGUCCAUGUUCGCAAGGUGCCAGUAGUGUUCAGUGAAGCUGAUUUAUGAUUUGAUUUCAGGAUGGAUAAAUGGAAGAUUUGGGUGUGGUGUUUCCAUGGUAACUGGUCUUGAGAUACUUCAGGUAGAUUGGGUGGAGAUAUAGUCAUGUGAAGGAUGGAAAUAUGAGAAUAGUUGGCAAGUGAAUGUGAAAGAUAUUAUUCAAAAGGGAAAUUUCAUAGUUUGUGUACUGGCCUCAAUAGAGGUACAGCAUAUAAAAUAUUGCCCAAAUUUUAUCAUAUUGACUGAGAUGCUGCCGAGGGUGACAUGAAUCUAAUGAGAGCAAUAUAACACAGUCGCAACUCGUUCAUAGCAAGUUAGUAUUAUUUUCAUGUCAAUUUCAAACAAUCUUGGGCAAAUGAAUAUAAAAAAAGAAAAUGUAACAAAUUUCACACACAUUAUUUAAUUGAUAUGAAUUCAAUGAUUGCAUGUUGUAAUAAUACAGUUCUGUGUUUCUGCAUCAUUAGCCAAGCUAAAUUGUAAAUAAUAUUAUUUAACGAAAAAUGAAUUUUUAAAAAGAUGUAGUCAAUGACUUAAAAAUAAGAUGAAUUAAAGAUUAAUAUUGAAAUAAUUAUCAACUCACAGUAAGGUGGUUAUUGUAAAUUCAAUUUUAGUGAGUAAAAUUAUUUGUAUUUCAUCUUUAAUGAUGAUGGUAUCAUUGAAUGUCAUUUGAUGAACCAUUAUCAUUGUACUUCAGAGCAGAGUGGAGUGUUAGGUUUACAAAUUCCCAAUUUUAAGAAUUAUCAAAAUGAUUUUAUCAGCUUGUCCUUGAGCUGUAGUUAUUGUCUUGUCAUGUGGACAAGGUUGUGUGGUCUAGUGGUUAGAGCAUAAUCGCAAGGUUGUGAGUUCGAAUUCCCACUCUGCCAUUGUCUCCACUUUGAUAACAAGACCCGAAAGUAAUAUCUGUCGUCCAUAAGGUCAGCCAAUAUAUCUGAUUAACUUACACCUAAAAUGUUUCCCACAUGUAUGUAAUUGGUUAUAUACCAGCUUGGCAUUUAAUUACCAGCAAAAAGCUGUCCUGCCGAGUUCCUACAGGAGUUACCAGAAACAGAAAUAGAAUUAAUUACCAGAUUCUUUGAAUAUUUUUUUACUUUAAUAAAACAGUUAGGAUGUGGAGGAUAUAAAUGUAAAAUAAGAAAAAGAAGAAUUUUUACCAACAGAUUGCCUUAAUGUUAGAUACCAGGAUGAAAAAAAAAAUUAACAGCCACUUUGCUUUUGUAAGAUCAGAAAGUUGAUACUUGAGUGAUGAUAACAUUGUAUCUUGACCAAAGAUUUAUGGGCUUCAGAAGAAAUUCUUCCUCUUCCAUCCAAAGUAAAAAAAAAAAAAAACAAUUGUGAUCUUUUUUGUAAAAUUUAGUUGUAAUCCAUUGUGCAGUCAAUGUUCUGUUCCUUACAUUUGUACAACAGUAUAAAACUAAAUGUUGUAAUGACAGAAACCCUUUUUUCAAGUAUUCUAUUCAUAAAUAUUUGUGCAAAUUGCAAUUUAAUUUAUUUUCUGUGGUGAAAGUAGGAAGUAGGUUAAAUUCAUCUUGCAAACUAAUUCUUUGUGCAUUGCUCAGAAAUCAUUCAGUCUCUAUAUAAUAUAGUAUCCUGUAGCUUAUUCAUAAAGAAUGACCUGGACAUUCCAACAUGUAAGUAUAUUUUUGAAGCAAUAUUUCCACUGAAUCAUCAUUCAUGAUGGAAGGAAUUAUCAGACACAAAGACACUGACACUGUCAGCGAUUGGCUUGCAUGCUCAUUUUUUAUUUCUUACUCUAAAUGCUGCUAUAUGUGAACAUCACCAUCCAUUCAGUGAUGUUAAGAAUUAAGAUUUUGCUUUGAAGUUGUACUUACUGACUAAAGUAACAGAGUCCAUGAUGAUUGAGUCCAUAUGGUGUUUUGGAGUGUACAUUGUAUCUUUCAUCCGAAAUCUUUGAAAUAGUCUGAAUUUGAAAUAGACUAUAAAUGUAGUCACUUGCUCAAAUCAUGACAAAACUGCCAGUUUGUGUAAUGUAGACUUCUGGUGUUCAGGCCCUACUCCAAUCACUUCCUGUCUAUUACAUGUAUUUAUGAUUGUAUUUAAGAUUGAGCUAAUGGACCGAUUGUGGAUUCAUGACAUAUUGGACUAAGUCCGUUGUACUGCCUUGUUAUCCCCACCCCCUUCCUUUUAGGUGUCAUGUCUUGUGACAAUCUUUAUUAACGAUUAUUGUAUAAAAACAUAAGCCUUUCAUUCUGUUGAAUGGUUCUAUGAGUGUCAUUGUAUUCUUGGAAAUAAAAGUAACUAAAUAUAGUAUAUAAUAUAUUAAUAGAAGUUAAGCCCAGCUACUUAUUGACAGCUGAUCUUCAACAUUUGAGGAGAUGCAUUGUUUAUUUCUAUAAGUCCUUUCGCAAAAGGUACAUCCAAAAUUUCUAAGUGAAUUCUCCAUAUAGGUGUCAAUGACAGUAUUUUUAUGCAUAGUUAAUGCUUUUUUGUUUCAUCGUCAUAAUUCAAAAUGAUUUUGAUUUCUUCUUUCAAAUUUGCACAAAUAUAUUGAUGCAUUUUAGAAUGUUCUUUGAGGGACCUAAUUAUUACCUUCUAAGGCCUAGUUUUGCACACUUUACUACAACAAUGCACUGCAUGCCAUAUUUCAAAGCAUAUUCAUUUUUCUAGUGAUCUGUCAUUAUGAUGGGAAUCUAGGUGAAUGUUUAUAUUCUUUCAGCUCUGAAGUUUCAAGAAAUGUUUAUAAUGAAAGCAUAAAUAUUUAUUAAUCAUUAAAUGAUAUGUACCAUCAUUAUGAUGUAUAUGAAUGAUACGCUAAAUUAUUUAAAUUUAUGUUUGAGUUUCAGCAGUACAUAUACAGAGUUUUAACUCUUAGUUUUAUUUUAUACAUUCAUGUAUCUAUAUUUGUUGUUGUUUUGUAUACUAUGUUUUAUAUAUUGACACAUUUUAAUUUUAAUAGUGUUUAACAGGGUUUAAGGUCAUUGAGUUUUCCUCAAUUUCAUUUGAUUUUCAUCAAUCUAAAAUUUUUUUUUUUUAUUCAUCGAUCUAUCCCUCAUGUUCUGAGAUUACUUGCCUAGGUAGAAUGGGUGACAUUAUUCUUCUAUACAACAUCAGAAAAUUGGGAAAACCAUUACUGACUUUAUGUUGAAUCCAGUUUUGUAAAUUACUUAAGUAGCCCAAAGGCUUUCAAAAUUGUCCUAUUGAGAGAUUACUUUACGUAUUUGAUGGUUUAUUUAAAAAAAAAAUUGCAUAGCAAACUAUGUUAUGUUCCACAAUGCCAAUACUUCUUGUGACUGCUACAUAUCAGAACAUGCACUGCAUACAUCAUUAACAUAAUACGGGAGAGCAUGGAGCUUUUCUGUAGAUGUUUGUAAGACAUCUUUCAAAGUUUUUGUUGAGAACAACUUUUAGAAAUUAUUUUUCAAGUACUAUCUUGCCAAGUGUGUGAGUUAUUUUCUUGAAGUCUGGUAGCUAGCUCUUGAUUCCCUUCCUUCAUAUUUUCAAACCAUGGCAAGUGCACCAAAACAAACACACAAAAACUAGACUUUAUUAUUAUUAUCAUACAAGUAGUCAUAUGUAUGGGCAUUUCCACAGUGGGAGUCCAUUGUUGGGAUCAUCUAUUGAGAUAGCACCAAACUAAUGGUAUUACUUGUGUGAUUCUGACCUAGGCUCUAUUAUGGAUCGUUAUUGAAACAUCACUUGCAAACCAAUUACUCUGUCUUGUGCCUACAGCUACCCAUUGCACUGGGUUCUGUUUCCUAAAGACUUGUUAUAAUAACAAAUGCAUUAUUUCUACAACAAAUUUGCAAUCAGCCAAUUAAAAUUGGUGGAUUUCAGUAGCUUUUUAACUGUUAUUUCAAAUUUGUCAUAUUAUAAGUUAUAUGAAAUGGGCCCCUGAUGUUGAUCCCAGAAUAAGAAAAAAAGCCAUUUACAUGUAUUGUAGUAGUUUCCGAAUGUCAUGGUUGUGUUCAGUCUUUGUGAAGUGUGUGGAUGCAAGUAAUCAUAUUUCUUUCAUCAUGAUUGAUUGUAGUUCAUCAGAAAGGACAGGAAUUCUAUGUUCUCAUGGUUUUGAUAGAAAAUCCAGGUUGUUGCUCCUACUGAGUUGUAAACUGUUGCUUUUUAAUAAUUUUUAUCAAGAUGAAAUUCUUUCUUGAAUUACAAAGACAUAUCCAGACAUUGCAGAAAGAUGAGUAUUGAAUAUGGUGAUGUUAUGAAAACAGCCAAUUGACAAGUACAAAAUGUUAUUACAGCAAUAUGUGUUAUAAACGUAUAAUACACCAUUAUGAUAAUUUGUAAAUGAUAAUGAAAUUCUUCCAGAUGUUUGUUCGAAGGAGAACUUCACCCUAAAUUAAUGCUGGUUUUUCUAAAA